Molecule: messenger RNA, 843 nt
Organism: Elephantulus edwardii (Cape elephant shrew)
Lineage: Eukaryota; Metazoa; Chordata; Mammalia; Macroscelidea; Macroscelididae
Gene: CD37
Product: CD37 molecule
Exons: 8
Coding region: 1-843 (280 amino acids)
Cellular component (GO): membrane
Source: RefSeq, a predicted model, not a curated record
AUGUCGGCCCAGGACAGCUGCCUCAGCCUGAUCAAGUACUUCCUCUUCGUGUUCAACCUCUUCUUCUUCGUCCUAGGCAGCCUGACCUUCUGUUUUGGCAUCUGGAUUCUCAUUGACAAGACCAGCUUCGUGUCCUUUGUGGGCUUGUCCUUCCUCUCCCUGCAGAUCUGGUCCAAGGCCCUGGCCGUCUCAGGAAUCAUCACCAUGGGCCUCGCCCUCCUAGGCUGCGUGGGGGCCCUUAAGGAGGUCCGCUGCCUCCUGGGUUUGUAUUUUGGGAUGCUGUUGCUCCUGUUUGCUACACAGAUCACCUUGGGAAUCCUCAUCUCCACUCAGAGGACACUGCUGGAGCGGAAAGUACAGGAAAUGGUGCUGGACACGAUCCAAAACUACCACGCCAACCAGGAGGAGACCUCGGCGGAGGAGAGCUGGGACUAUGUGCAGUUCCAGUUGCGCUGCUGCGGCUGGAAUUCUCCGGAGGACUGGUUCCAGGUUCCCAGUCUGAAAAGCAACGAGUCCGAAGGAGCCUUUGUGCCCUGCUCUUGCUAUAAUUCGUCGUCAACCAAUGAUUCUGCGAUCUUCCAUAAGAUGUUCCCCCAGCUCAACAGGCCGGGACCUCGGGCAAGAGCCAGAGACAACAGGGACAUCUGCGCAGUUCCAGUCAAUGAUCACAUCUACCCUGAGGGCUGCAAGCAGAGCCUCCAGAAGUGGCUGCACAACUACUUCAUUUCCAUCGUGGGGAUUUGUCUUGGCAUUGGUCUCCUCGAGCUCGCCUUCAUGAUGCUCUCCAUAUUCCUGUGCCGGAACUUGGACCAUGUCAGCGACCAACUCAAUCAAUACCGCUAG